Ricinus communis (castor bean) is the source of this 2482-nucleotide messenger RNA. Its product is annotated as calcium-dependent protein kinase 21. Lineage: Eukaryota; Viridiplantae; Streptophyta; Magnoliopsida; Malpighiales; Euphorbiaceae. Gene Ontology annotation, biological process: intracellular signal transduction; peptidyl-serine phosphorylation; protein autophosphorylation. The coding region runs from base 584 to 2239 and encodes 551 amino acids. The transcript has 8 exons. The record is from RefSeq and is a predicted model, not a curated record. Gene Ontology annotation, cellular component: cytoplasm; nucleus. Gene Ontology annotation, molecular function: calcium ion binding; calcium/calmodulin-dependent protein kinase activity; calmodulin binding.
UAAAUGCGCUUAAAUUGUUAAAACAUAAAAAUACAGAUAAUUAAGGGAAUACGUGUGAAGAUAUUAAUGUUUAAUAGCUUUACAUGUAAUUGCAUUUAAUUUUUGGUAAUGGGAGUGAAGAAUCUUCACUAGUCUUUUGAGUUUUUGUGUUUGAAAAUGUUUUGUGUUCAUACAGUUUUAGAUUAUAGAAACCAGAUACGGCCUCCCUUUUCUACUAAAAAUACAUAAAAGUCAUUUCCUUUCGUGUUGCAACGUUUAUUAGUACUCUGGGUUGUUUAUAGAAUGUAGAAACAUCUGAUUCUAAUCUAUUUUGUCGUGUCAAUUUAUGUCUCUCUUGUUCAGUUCUGAAAAAGCUCGAAACUUUUGACUUGGGAUUUUAUCUGAAUUCUCCAAACCACAAUCUUUAUCUGCCAUUUGUGUACAAAAAGUUUCGAUCUUUAAUAUUUGUUGCAAUUCAAUUCUUUCUUUUUUUCUUGAGUCCCAUAUCUUCCUUUUCGUGUCCAAAACUGAAAAGUCUCAGUCUUUUAACAUCUGUUUUCAGUUCGCUACUUUAUUUUCUUGAACCCCAUAUUUUGACCACGAAAUGGGUUGCUGCGGGAGCAAGGAGAAGCCUUCAAAACCAAAGAAUGAUAAUGGAUACAGGCCAGCAAAUACUGGCAAUUCAAGGCCACAACAGCAGCAGCAGCAGCCUCAGUACCCGCAACAAUGGGAUUUGCAGCAGCAAAAUCUCAUCAUUCCUCAAAUUCAAGCACAAAAACCACAAGCAAAACCCUCGCAGCCACAACCAUCAACCCCUCCUCCAGUAAAACCAGCACCAGCACCCAUAAUAAAGCCUGUUCAGAAGCCAGAAACUAUACUUGGCAAACCCUUGGAUGAUAUUAGGCAGUUCUAUACUCUAGGUAAAGAAUUAGGUAGAGGCCAAUUUGGGAUUACAUAUUUAUGCACAGAGAAUUCCACCGGCCAUACAUAUGCCUGCAAAUCCAUUUUAAAGAGAAAACUAAUUAGUAAGAGUGAUAGAGAAGAUAUCAAGAAAGAGGUUCAGAUUAUGCAGCACUUGUCUGGGCAGCCUAACAUUGUGGAGUUUAGAGGUGCUUAUGAGGAUAGACAGUCUGUGCAUCUUGUGAUGGAGCUUUGUGCUGGUGGAGAGCUUUUUGAUCGGAUUAUUGCUAAGGGGCAUUAUUCUGAGAGGGAUGCUGCUAGGAUUUGUAAGGAUAUAGUGAAUGUAGUGCAUGCUUGCCAUUUUAUGGGAGUAAUCCACCGUGAUCUCAAGCCUGAGAAUUUCUUGCUGGCUAGCAAGGAUGAAGGAGCUACGCUUAAGGCCACUGAUUUUGGACUGUCUGUAUUCAUUGAGGAAGGGAAAACAUACCGUGAUAAAGUAGGUAGUGCUUACUAUGUCGCUCCUGAAGUAUUAAGCCGUAGUUAUGGAAAGGAAAUAGAUGUUUGGAGUGCAGGAGUUAUUUUAUAUAUUCUACUUAGUGGAGUACCUCCAUUUUGGGCUGAAACUGAAAAUGGAAUUUUUGAUGCAAUUCUUCAAGGAGAUAUUGAUUUUGAAAGUAAACCUUGGCCGUCAAUAUCUGACAGUGCCAAGGAUCUGAUCAGGAGGAUGCUUACCCAGGACCCAAAAAAGCGAAUCACUUCUGCACAAGUUCUUGACCAUCCAUGGAUUAAAGAUGGAGGUGCAGCAUCAGACAAGCCAAUUGAUAGUGCUGUUCUUUCUAGAAUGAAGCAAUUCAGGGCAAUGAAUAAGCUCAAGAAGCUUGCGUUAAAGGUUAUUGCUGAAAGUCUCUCUGAAGAAGAAAUAAAAGGUCUUAAAGUGAUGUUUAGAAACAUGGACACUGACAAGAGUGGCACUAUCACCUAUGAAGAACUGAAGACAGGCUUGGCUCGACUUGGGUCAAGACUUUCUGAAACCGAAGUUAAACAACUCAUGGAAGCUGCUGAUGUGGAUGGGAAUGGAACAAUAGACUACAUCGAAUUUAUCUCUGCUACAAUGCAUAGAUAUAGACUGGAAAGAGAUGAGCAUCUAUACAAAGCAUUUCAGCAUUUUGAUAAAGAUAGUAGCGGGUAUAUAACAAGAGAUGAACUAGAGUCUGCCAUGAAGGAGUAUGGUAUGGGAGAUGAAGCUACUAUUAAGGAAAUAAUAUCUGAGGUGGACACAGAUAAUGAUGGGAGAAUCAACUAUGAAGAGUUCUGUGCUAUGAUGAGAAGUGGAAUACAACAAGCAGAAAAGCUGUUUUAGUCAAUAUGAACAGGAGCUGAGGUAUUGUUGAAUGUGUAGGAUCUGAGCAAGCUAUUAUAACAAAGCUGCUGCCUUGAAUUUGCAAGGGGCAGUUUAAGCAGGAGGUUUAGAUUUUUUAGACUUGCGUUUUUACUGUUUGUGCAUAUCUAUCUUCUUGUCUCUUCUACUUUGAAGCUUUCCUUUUUAACCUGAUUCUUUGCUAUGAGUUCUAAUCAAAUAAUAUUAUCAGUUACGUCUGUGAUA